Didymodactylos carnosus is the source of this 1242-nucleotide messenger RNA. The record is from the annotation of a GenBank genome assembly. NCBI's taxonomy places the organism in Eukaryota, Metazoa, Rotifera, Eurotatoria, Philodinida, Philodinidae.
AUGGUAAACUCACAAUCCUGGUUUAUUCAACAGCUCGAUAUUGUUGUUCUUGGAUACAUUUUGAGUCAAUCUGUAUCGGUGUUUGCGAUUCUACCAAAUGGUGUUCAUCUCAUCAAUGAUAGUGUUAAAUCUGUACCUGAGAAAUUUAAUGCACCAUUCGAUCAACAACGACUUCAACUACUAGCUGAUGCUGUUGAAAAAGUAGAAUAUGAAGAUCGAAAUCAACAACAUUCACCUCCCUCUUCCUUAUCAUCAACAGCAUCGAACGAUGAAAAUUAUCCACAAACUCCAAAAUCAAUAGAAUCUUUUACCGAUUUUUCAUCGAUAUCAUUACUUCAACCAGUACAACGUGAUAUUUUGCUAAAAUAUAUAACCGACAUUCUACAACAAAAACAUAAACAGCAACAACAAAUUGAUCUUCAAUCUUUAAUUCAGAAAUUUUGUACUAACUUUACUCCUCCAACAGAUGAAUAUCCAAUUGAUUUUUCAAAAACAAAACAAAAUGAAUCACAUUAUUCGGCGGAAUUAACAACAGAUGAAAGUUUAUCACCCUUAUCAUCAGUGAACAGUGUCGAUUCAUCGACAAAAACAAAUGUAUCUUCCACAUAUCCAUUUAUGGUAACAAAUAAAAAUGGAAAAUCAACACGACCAUUUAAAGCAUAUCCAAAAGAUCCUCUAUCUUUACCAAUUGGAUUUUAUUCACCUUUAAUUCAAUUGGGUAACAAUAUCACGUCGGAAAAUCUUUUAAAUGUUCUUCCAUCAUCCAUCGAUGAUUUUAGUCAACAAUUUCGUAAACGUAUUCAACAUGCUCAAGAAAGAAUAACACAACGUUUAACAGUCACACCCGAUUCUCCAACAAAACAAAAAGAAUUAAAUUUAAUUUCUAAUCUUGUUACAACAUCAUCUACUAUGCAAAUUGUACAACCACCAAAAAAACGUUAUCGAUCACAAACAUCACAAGAGCCACUUCAAGAACAAAUACAAAGUACCCGUAUUAACCUCGAUUCAUAUAGUGAUAUGUCUAAAGACGAUACUUAUCGAGAACGACGACGAAAAAAUAAUGAAGCAGCUAAACGAAGUCGAGAUGCAAGAAGAGCUAAAGAAGAUGAAAUUGCAAUUAGAGCUGCAUGGCUUGAACAAGAAAAUUUAAAAUUACGCGUUGAAAAUGUUCAGUUAAAAGAAGAAAAUUCUCAACUAAGAUAUCAAAUAUAUAAUACAACUAAUAAUAAUAGUAACUCUUAA